This is a messenger RNA of Gambusia affinis (western mosquitofish), 5807 nucleotides long. RefSeq names its product heparan sulfate 6-O-sulfotransferase 1a (gene hs6st1a). Gene Ontology annotation, cellular component: membrane. Bases 349 to 1548 code for a protein of 399 amino acids. The record is from RefSeq and is a predicted model, not a curated record. The transcript has 4 exons. Lineage: Eukaryota; Metazoa; Chordata; Actinopteri; Cyprinodontiformes; Poeciliidae. Gene Ontology annotation, molecular function: heparan sulfate 6-sulfotransferase activity.
UGGUUUUCGCGCUGCAUCCUGGGUACACAUAGCUCCGCUGUGAUGCAGUGAGCUUGUUGUGUUGACUGGUUACCAGCGGAAAGUACACGGCGGGGAAGGGGUCUGCCACCGAGGGGUGGGCUUUCAGCGAGUUUUACAAUGCGUCUUUCACCGAGUUGAACGCUCUCACACAACCAUGAACCAACUUCGCCGGUCGCCUCGGAACGGACUGAGCCACAUUUGAGCCCCGACGACGAGCGCUUGUUGGCGGAGAGAGCGAACAUGAAGCAGCCGAGCGCUCCGCUCUCUGUUGUCGGCUUGACUGGGGAAUGGUAGCGUGCUGCAGGGACCACCGCACUGGGAAGGAUCAUGGUCGAGAGGAGCAGCAAAUUCUUGUUGAUCGUCAUCGGAUCCGUGUGUUUUAUGCUGAUCCUCUAUCAGUACGUGGCCCCCGGGGUGAUCAAUUUCGGCUCCCCGCACGGUUACUUCACGGAGGACGACGAGGGGGACAUCUUCCCCACUCCGGACCCCCACUACGUUAAGAAAUACUACUUCCCCGUCAGGGACCUGGAGAGGACCAUCGAUUUCCAGAUCAAGGGGGAGGACGUGAUUGUGUUUCUGCACAUCCAGAAGACAGGGGGGACUACCUUCGGUCGGCACCUGGUCCAGAAUGUCCGCCUGGAGGUUCCCUGCGACUGCAGACCGGGCCAGAAGAAGUGUACCUGCUACCGGCCGAACCGCAAGGAGACCUGGCUCUUCUCGCGGUUCUCCACCGGCUGGAGCUGCGGCUUGCACGCCGACUGGACCGAGCUCACCAACUGUGUGCCAGGGGUCCUCAACAAGAAGGAGAACAAGCAGAAGAACCAGAGGAAGUUUUACUACAUCACUCUGCUGAGGGACCCCGUGUCCCGCUACCUCAGUGAGUGGAGGCACGUGCAGAGGGGAGCCACGUGGAAAACCUCCCUGCACAUGUGUGACGGCCGAACCCCGACGCCUGAGGAGCUGCCUUCCUGCUACGAAGGCUCCGACUGGUCGGGGUGCACGCUGCAGCAGUUCAUGGACUGUCCGUACAACCUGGCCAACAACAGACAGGUUCGCAUGUUGGCCGACUUGAGCCUGGUCGGCUGCUACAACAUGUCCACGGUUCCCAGCUGCUUCCAGAGCAACAGAUUAUCAACACCCACCGGCGUCGUGUCUUUCUGUGAUCUGGCAUUAAAUGGCGACCUUGUCUCUCCUGUACAGGUGCAGCGCAUAGAGGAGUUGAACGAGCUGGACAUGGAGCUCUACGACUACGCCAAGGACCUGUUCCAGCAGCGCUACCAGUACACCCGGCAGCAGGAGCGGUGGCAGCAGCGCAUCAAGAACCACAUGCAACAGAGCCACCAGGGCCUUGGCCUGAGCGUCGGCCUGUGGCCCUCCCGCGGCCAAGCUAGCUCACAAUCAACACUGGAGGAGGGGGACAGGGAGAGGGAGGAGCGGGAGGACGGAGAGGAGGUGGGCAGAACGGAGGAGGCGGGCGCCAGGCUUCCCACUGAGGACUACAUGAACCAGAUCAUCAAACGCUGGUAGCAACAGAACGAGAACAAACGACAGACAUGCAUACAUAAUGUGAAAGUCAUGCUCACACACACAUAUACACACGCACUGAGAGAGAGAGAGAGAGAGAGAGAGAGCGAGCGGUGCAUCUGCGGAAAGCGCCUCCUCCUUCAAAGAGACCACAACCAAACGCAGACUACCGCAGAUCUGGGCCGCAAGACUCGCAGUCUUGGGGAGGGGGAGUUGCUAUAGCAACCGGAGGCUGGUAGCUUGCAUCAACUCUCAUUAUUGAGGUUCGCCCAGUUGUUAUCGGCGCCUGCUUGCCCUUUCGCCUCCCUGCCACAUCUCCUCAUUUCUUUGUCUGCCAUCAUCGUUACUUCCUGAGCGGAGGGAGAGCAGAACAUUUUUAGAAGUUGCUGACAACGUCCCCGCUUCUCUUCCCGCGUCUCCCAUCCCCUCUGCGGCCCGGCAACGGGGAGCGGAGCACGAGGAAAGGAGAAUCAGGUCUGUGAGAUUCAAGCAAUCCUUUGCAGAUGCUCCUGUAUCAAGAGAAACUGGAAAAGCUCUGAACAAAGGAUAAUAAGUUAGACAGCGUUAGAGACCGUAUCAGGGAGCAAAAAGAAAAAAAUAAACUGCAGAAAGUUGUUUAAUGAAAGCUCUGCGCUUGCAUAAAGCACCCAUUUCAUCCAUGAAGCAUACAUGUGUCCUGCAACAGUCUUCUUAUUAUUUUUAAGAUGUUUUUAUUUUUGUCUUGGUCCUUAAGCUUUGUUUAAAAGCAAAAUUGUGAUAACCCUGAGACCAACUUUGCUGCCUAAAGAAAAUUCCUUUUUGUUUUUUUAUUUUUUAAUUGUUUUAUAUGUCAAAAAAUGAUUGGAUUGAUGAAUAAUGGACCAUAGCCAUUACUGAAGCCUUUGCUUCUUUUAGGAAGGGUGUCGCCAGUGUGUCUGAUAAAGGUUCCCAAAGCUCCUGUCACUUUAACAAGUUCAUUAUUUUUGCCUUUUCUCUCCGUUUUUUUUUUUUUUUUUCUUCACUUGGUGCAUCCGAGUCCUGCAAAGAAAGACAGCCAAUUACAGAACCGGAUCUCACAUAGGUGUGAAGAAACCAGUAGCAGCGGGGCGGGGUGGGAGGGGCCAGCAAGUGAAUGUGCUGCGGGUUGUUGCCAGGAACCGUGCAGCGCAAGCGGCAAGCGCUUUGGAAGCCUUAACUCGGACAAAAAUGCUUGAAAUGGGAGCUGGAGAACUACCGGUCACCAUGGCAAUGUGAGCUCUUAAUGUAGUGGGUGGCAAUUUAGCCUCUCUUCCUCUUCUUCUUCUUUUCCUGUCUUUUUUUUUUAUGUCUUGACUGCGUUGUAAAAGCAGCCAUCUCAUGCAAGCCUCUGUCCCACCUUCCUAAAGGGCAAACGUUGCCGUGGUGACCUGCAGCUCGUCAGCGCAAAGAACGGACGGGGUGAGGUAGCAGUGCCUCUAUGUACUUGGAUCAUAGUCAACAUAAUUAUUACCAGAUAUUAAGUCUGCAUUGUACUACAGUAAUUUCCUUGACUACUUGUGAGUUUGUGAGAGUGUGUGUGUGAGAGGGUGUGUGUAAAUAUAGUGUGUGCAGGAAGCCAGACUGGUGUUUGCCUUUGUAAAUAGUGAGAAUGACCGACAGAGGAUGUUUGUGAACGACUCGUUUCAUGACCAAUUGCGUUGCCAUUUUUAUUUUUUUGUUGAUAGAUCACUCUCAUGCAAGUCCUUUUCUUGUCUCCUUUCCAUGUUUUGGUUGGAACCCACAAACUGUAGCUUUACACUAUUGCUAAUUGUACAGUAAAAUGACCAAUCUGCACUUUUAAUCCAGCUUUCGAACCUCAGCAUAUCCCCAUUACUGUCAGUCCUGCACCCCUCCAUGUGCAGACCUUACUGUGAAAAUAAUGAUCAUAUUUUGAAACCGUUUUGCAGCUGCUUGGUCAUAUCUUCAAAGGUACUUCCGCAGUGCCAUUAGGUUCCCGGCUUGUUUACCUGUACGGAUACAUGUUUGCGUGAGGUUGAGUUUCCACAGACUUUUGGGCUGGAUGUUGACACGCGGCCAGCAGCUGGUUUAGCCCCAGGUGUGCAUUUUAUUCAUCUCUGCGGGAAGGAGAUGCUUGAGAUAUCUUCAAAAAAUAUUUGGAGACACAUCUUAUGUUAUUUCCCUCCCACCCCCUCUACAAGGUUUGUGUAGGAAACCAAUUUUAAGUGAAUCAUAGACCAAGGCAUGAAGGUGAUGGCUGCUGUGCCUUGCAAAAGUAACUGCAACUCUUGAGCUUAAAAACUUUUAAGUUUAUUUUGAGGGGGACUUUAUGUUAAGGAGCAACACAAAGUAGAGCAUAUUUAUGUGAAGAAAGAAAAGGGAUGUGCAUUAACUGCAAAAACAAAUAUCUUGGUAUACUUGAGAAAAACCAACUUACAAAUGAGAGAAGGUUGUUUUAAGUCAAAAAAUAAAAUUAGUCAAUAAUUUCUUAACAUUGAAGAAAACGUACUAGUUCCCCUAGCAGAUUAUUUUUAUCUGUACCAAGACAUUUUUCCCAUAAGUGAAAUAAUCUACCUGUGGAACUAGCACUUUUCCAUAAAUAUUAGGGAAAUAUUGACUUAACGAGCUUCUAUAUCCUGCUGAAAAGUUACUUGUAAGUUAGUUUAGUCUUAUUUCAAACAUACUGAGAUAUUUGCAUGAGAAACUAGAUUAAAACUACUUGUUAAAUUUCUUGCACUUGUGUUCUGGCUGCUCCAAUCUGGACUUGUUGAACCCUUUUCUGCUCCAUUACUUUUACCUUAAGUCUCUUCAAAUCAAUACAUAUUUGCAUAUUUUUCUUUCUUCCACACAAUGUUUUAAUUUUGGUCUUUUCUGACCAGGCCAGCAUUGCAUCCAUGUGAGCAGAGUCUGGCUGACUGGACUUUUUGUAACUUUCUUUCAUCGACAGCUUUCUUCUGGCCAGACACAAGUAGUAGUUGUCCUGUCAACACACUAUCUGCAGAAAGUGUCCUUUUCCUCUCACUUAAUAGUUGUGCAUUACUUUAAUCGGCCUAGCACAUAAAAUCCCCCACAGAAAUGUUGAAGUUUGUGUUUGUAAUAUGACUAAUAUAAAAGUUUAAAGAGUGUGAAAACCUUUGCGAGCUGCUGUUCACAGACGGUUAAUCUUGUGUGGGGGGGGGGUCCCCGUGUUUUGUUAAUGGGAUACGCUUAGAGAACUGCUCUUGAAAAACAAAGUCGUGUGUUGAUAGUGAAAUAAACAUCCUCGACAUGUUCGCUGCCUGUCUGUGUACAUUCGUUUCACAUAAAGCAACAAAUGCUCUGUUGUAUGUUGACUCCAAACGGUAUUAAAAUGAGUAAUAUGAGGGAAAACCGAGGGGAAUGUUAAAGUAUGCUGGAAAGAAGACGGGGUUGUUUGCGCGUUGUAAUUCAAACUGCAUUUAGAUGAUGGAUGCAGGCAUCCUGCUCCCUUCAUCUUUGGAAAACAUGAUGCAGCCGGUUUUCUUUUAAAACCCGGACCGUUAAUCUCGGCUAAUCACCACAGAAUCCUGCCUUGGUGGUGUGAUCAGCUUGGUUUUAAAUCAGGAAUGAUUCAUCAUGGGAAGGAGAGAAGAACCAGAGGGAUCAUGCAAAGUAUUAGGACUCAUCCAUCGCCAGUUUGAACAUUUUUGCACAGUUUUAAAGUAAUGCAAUAGGGAGAGAGAAACAGAUAUGGGAGGAGAGACCCUCAUUUUUCAUAUCAAUUUUGUCUGUUUUUGUUUUUUGGUUUUUUUUGGAACUGGGGACUUGAAAACGUCGCAGCUUCAGGCGUUUUGCCCAUAACUUCUAAAUCGGAGCCGGGCUUGCAUUGGUGUGUGUUUGGGCUCCAGUCCAAUGUUUGUUGGUGUAGAGCAAAAAGGCAAAAACCCAUUCCCCAUGUAUGGAGGUUUAUUUUUGUUUUAAGCGUUCCAGUUUUGAGUGAAUCGGGCUUGAAUCAAAUAGUGUUUGUCUGAGUGUGUUCAUGUGUAAAAGAAAAGAAAAGCUGACAUCAUUCCAGAGAAAAGAUAUGCUCAAAUAUAUUAUUUCUUUAUGUUUAUCUGAUGUCUUAACAUUGUUUUCGUUGUGACAAUAAAGCAAAUCAACAUCCUUCUUUUAAAGACGUGUUAAAGAAAGUGUGAAAGGGAUUUGUUUUUGUGUUGUUUGGUUGUUGUUUUUUUUAAAUUGGUGAGCAGUCUCGCUGCGCCCCUUAUGUAUGCAUCUUUCUGGGUUUGUUUUCUUAUGAUUGCAAAACUGAAUCAUCCAACCACCAAUUAAAAUAUUUCAUUUUUACA